AUGAUAUACAGACUUCUCAUCGUGAUCGUGAUGACCUUCCACCUGGGAUUCCUGGUGUUCUACAAGGAGAUCUUCGUGAUAACCGUGUGGACCAUCCAGCCGAGCUUCCUGGUGAUCUUCACGAUGACCGUGUGCAUGCAGCUGCUGACGAGCUUCCAGAUGGCCCUGAUGUCCUUCCCAUUGGUGGUGGUUCAGACCUUCCUGAGUUUCCUGGAGAACCUUUUCUUUCCGAGGUUCCUCCUGGUGGGCUUCAAGCCGUUCGUGGGCAUGCAGAUGUUGACGAGCUUCGGUGUGCUUCCUGAUGAUGGGGUCCAUAUCAACGUGCGGGCCAAGAACGCUCUGUUUCGCCAGAUUGCCGAGGCAAGGUCGCAGCUGCAGGCCCUUGGCCGUGAGUUCACACUGUUGAGCCCUCAAUGGAUGCCAGACGUGCCGAACUCGACGUGGCGCAGGCGAAGCUGGCUUCGUUCAAGAUCUCCGCGGCGUCCUGCUGCUCUCCCUGACGAUCUAUGGUCUCGUCAUUGCGCUGGUGCUUCUCUUCACGAAAUCGCUCAUCAAGUGACGUGGGCGCCCCGAGCGUUCGGACGCAACGUGUUUGGAGGGAUGAGGGAGUGG
Prorocentrum cordatum is the source of this 612-nucleotide messenger RNA. The record is from the annotation of a GenBank genome assembly. Lineage: Eukaryota; Dinophyceae; Prorocentrales; Prorocentraceae.